Paramuricea clavata is the source of this 2591-nucleotide messenger RNA. NCBI's taxonomy places the organism in Eukaryota, Metazoa, Cnidaria, Anthozoa, Malacalcyonacea, Plexauridae. The record is from the annotation of a GenBank genome assembly.
AUGGUUGAUGAUAUUAAAACUGCUGAUCCUAGUAAUGCGUUAGUCAAAUUUGCUGACGAUUUGGCGUUAGGAGUGCCUGGCAACGAAAGUGGUGACACAUCUCGAUCUGAAGCUGCCUGUUUACAGGAUUGGGCGGAAGAGAAUAGAAUGCCCUUAAACUUGGAAAAAACGUACGAAAUGGUUGUUCGCAGACACACCUCUGUAGUUUUGUCCGAGCUUAUCCCUUCACUGAUUAAGCGAAAAACAUGGCUAAAGCUUUUAGGAGUUACUCUACAAGAUAACCCGUGCAACUGGGAUUUGCACUUUGAAGAAAUGCUCAAAAAAGCAAGUGGACGAAUAUACAUUAUGAGAGUUUGCAAAUACUAUGGACUAUCAAUUAAACAAUUAGAUCUGCUGUUUGAUAGCCUAAUUAUGUCGAUAUUCACUUUUGCUAUUGAGCUGUGGGGUUGUGCAUACGACGGUAAAUAUUUGAACCAAAUAGAUAAAUUCAUUAAACGUGCACAUAAGAAUGGUUAUAUAUCAAAACGAACACACAUUAAAGAAAUACGUGAUAAGAGAGAUAAGAAACUGUGGAACAAAAUAACAUCAACUGAGGACAAUGCAUUGCUUGAACUGCUGCCGGAAAAAAGUAGGUUACUUAGGCCUAGAGGGCAUGAGUAUGAACUCCCCCUAGUGAGAACAGAAAGAUCAAAAAGGUCGUUCAUAAAUCGUUGUCUGUAUAACUUUGUUUAGACUUUAAUCUAUUAAAAACUUUUUAAAACUUUUUACGCUUCUUAACUUACAAUUGUAAAUAUAACUAGAUCAAUUACCUUUCGAUUGUAAACUCAGACGGAUGUAUCUGAGUAUUUUAAUAAAGACUAUUAUUAUUAUUAUUAUUAUAUCGAUAACGCGCGGAGGCCUGAACGCGGAUGAAUGAUGCGUCCGACUAUCAAUGAGGAGUCCGACUGUCUACGGAAAAAAAAUUUGCGUCGCCGCCAACGAUCUUAAUUAUAAGCCAGAAUCACGAUGGAUAAAUGGUUCAGAUUUCCUAAAGUCCGAUAAGUCAGAGUGGCCCAUCGAUGACAUUCCUGGCCCACCUUCUCCAACCGCCCAGAGGGAGAUGAAGAAGAAAGUGGAGCAAAGGUGGUUGUGCCAAAGCUUCUUGAAUUCUUCCAAUUGGCUCAAGCUUGUUCGCGUUACAGCAUGGGUCCUGCGGUUCUGUCAUAACCUGCGUAAGAAAGAUUGGCGGAACGCGGAAGUUCUAAGUGUCGAAGAAUUGGAGGAAGCUGAGCUGUAUUGGAUCAAGUCUGCACAACAAGAUCGUUUUCGAGUUGAAAUCGAGUCAUUGUGGAAAGGUCGUUCUGCCGCGCAAGCUAAUCGGAUCGCAGAUCUUAAUCCACAGUUGUUGAAUGGAAUCUUACGCGUUGGAGGACGUAUUGACAAAGCCGAACUGCCGUGGGAAGCAAAGCAUCCUAUCAUAUUAGAUGACAAUCAGACGAGUGAUGUCGUGCCCGUGAUCCAUUACCAUCGGAAGCUGAUCCACGCCGGAGUUGAGCACGUAUUCAACCAUAUACGUGAGAAGUAUUGGAUUCUACGCGGCCGUUCGGAAGUCAAGAAUUGCACCGUCAAAUGCCCAUUAUGUCACCGACGUCGCAUCCAACCCCUCACACAGAGAAUGAGCAGCCUACCAUCUACACGCCUUGCCAGUGUUAGUGUCCCGUUCCAGAAUGUCGGACUGGAUUACGCCGCACUAUUUUCUGUCCGUAUUGGUCGUAACCGAAUCGAGAAGCGUUACAUUUACCUGUUUACGUGUAUGCACAUGCGUGCCGUACACCUAGAAGUAGCCCACAGCCUCGAGGGAAACUUGUUCAUAAUGGCCUUACGACGUUUCCUAGCUCGGCGUGGGAACCCGGCCCGCAUUUUGAGCGACAACGGUACCAAUUUCGUCGGCGCCGAACGUGAGUUACGAGAAUCCUUGAAAUCGAUCAAAAACGAGUCGCCGACGAACUUAGUGCACGAGGCGUACAGUGGAUUUUCAUUCCACCCGUGCUGCUCCCUGGUUUGGUGGAGCUCAAGUCCACAAAAAGAGCCAUGAAAGCGAUUAUGAGUAACGUCGUCACGGUGGACGAAGUUUUUCUUACAGUAAUCGCGGAAGUCGAAUCUCUUCUAAAUUCUCGGCCACUUGUGUACGGAAGAAGCAGCACGUCAGCGACAGAUGUGAGUGUUCUAACGCCGAAUCAUUUUUUCCACAGCCGCGCAAGUGCUAAUCUAACACCGGGCGAAUUCGUCAAGCGAGAUAUGUCUUUACGUCGUCGAUGGAGAUACAGCCAGUUUCUAGCCGACCAGUUCUGGCGACGGUGGAGGCAGGAGUAUGUGCCGCAUUUGAUUAAACGCAGCAAAUGGCGUACGAUACAGCGAAAUCUUCGGCGAGGAGAUCUAGUACUUAUCGUGGAGGGCAACGUUCCGAGAGGUCAGUGGCGUCUAGGACGGGUUGCAGCGCCGAUCGCAAGUGCGGACGGACUCGUGAGGUUAGCUGAAAUUGUGACGAAAGCCGGAACCUACGUUCGUCCAGUUGGAAAAUUAGCGUUGCUGGAAGCCCAUCACGAAGAAGA